GUGUGAGCCACAUCUGGAAUAGUAGCCACAGAGAAAGAAAGUCGAGAGAAGCUCGCUGAUACUUUCCUUAAACUCCUCUCUUCAGCACUCCCUUUUCCAAGGAAACUUCUUUGCUUUGCCUUUUUUUUAUUUACUUGAAAAAACACCAUGCUGCUCAUCCUGCUCGGAGUGCUUCUUUUGCACCUCAUCAUCCUCAUUCUUCUCAUCGUGUCUACGGCAGCUAGCGCCUGGUCUGUAGGUGGGGAUAGGAGCACAGAUCUAUGGUACAGUUGCAUGACAACUAAUGGAGGCUACCACUGCAAGCCAGCCAGCAGUGACGACUGGAUCCAGGCAGUACAAGCCCUCAUGAUCCUCUCCCUGCUCUUCUGCUUCUUCUCCCUCAUCGCAUUCGUGUUCCAGCUCUUCAAACUGGUCAAGGGCGGACGCUUCUUCUUCACCGCCAUCUUCCAGAUCUUGGCCAGUGUGUUUGUGAUGUGCGCAGCGAUUAUCUACACUGUGAUGAGUCCAGAUGAUGGAACCGGCAGCACACAGUUCGGCUAUGCCUAUGUGCUGGCCUGGGUGGCUUUCCCUCUGUGUCUCAUCAGCGGCCUCAUUUAUAUUGUCCUGAGAAAGAAGGAAUGAGAGGAGGAGCAGAGGAGAAAAGAGGAGGGGUAGCUUGGAGACCCCUCACAACAACAUCGCACUGUGCCUACUGCCCACAGACCAUAGACUGACAUCCCAACAGCACAACAAAAGUGCAUGUGUCACUAAUGACUGUUAACACAAACUGGAGACAUUUAUCACUGCUGGGUAUUCUAUAUUUGCUGUAUUUCAGUUACUAAUUAUUCCCAUCACAUGCAGAAAAAUAUCACACCUGUUUGUUUUGUAAAUCUAAACAAAAGCUGAGUGUCACUACACCUGUUUCCAGCGGUGACAGAUUGUCUUCAAAAUGUGUUUUUAAAUGUGUUGGGGACAUAUUGACUUUUGUUGCAUGCUUGCACACACAAAUCCAUCAUGUGUGAUAAACAAAGAGGAGUGAUCCUGCCUCGCUUCAGUACAAAGAUGUACAUAGUGUCUGUGGUUUUUAGACAUAUUUAUAACAUUUUUACAUACAUUUUGUACAUAGUCUUGUCAAGUUAACAUUGUCAUGCUCAUUUUACGUGAUAGAGUUUUUUUGUCUCUCACAAAUCAUGCAGCUGUGCCAAAGAGAUGUCGCUUAAACUGCCAAAGUAUCAAGCUUUUUAAAACUGUCUUUGUUUUGUCGACUGUCCAUCACUUUGAACCCCGUGCCUUAUGUAGAAUAUCUGUCUUGAAGGAAAUGAGAAAAUCCUCAGAAAUUAAUAAAAAAUAACAAGAAGUCUUAAUCAACUCAUGAAGUUUUUUUUCUGAAUUAUCAUUGUACUUGAUAUGCCAAAUAUAAAAAAAGUGUUUUUCAUUUUGUCAUCCAUCUAGUUUUGAAAAAUGGUGCUUUUUUAUCUACUAUUCUUGAAAUGUAUAGCCUUCUUUGUGUUGCAACUGUGUGCUGUGAUUAAUUUGCUUUGUACAAACCCCAGUUUGCAUUUUUGUCAGUAUUCUUCAAAAUAAACAAUUUGAAAAGAA
This is a messenger RNA of Plectropomus leopardus (leopard coralgrouper), 1578 nucleotides long. NCBI's taxonomy places the organism in Eukaryota, Metazoa, Chordata, Actinopteri, Perciformes, Serranidae. The record is from RefSeq and is a predicted model, not a curated record.